AUAGUUUAACAAUAUUCUUCUAUUUGGAUUCAUCAAUUGCAUAUAUUAAUUCUACUGUCUAGAUUGAUUGGUGUAAAUCGUGAAUUCGAGGAUUUGUACAAACUGUACAGUUGAACAGAUCUAUAUCUUAUCAGGCAAAUAGGUGUUGUUCAAAAUGACAACAUACAGCGUGGUAACCUCAGAUUUCGUUAACCUAAACAUCACGAAUUCGGGGCAACAAACUUGCUGCGUCGAAAGGAGAUUUCAAAAAGGCAUUACUCUCGAUGAUUUUAAGGGCAAACUCGAACUUCUUACCGGCGGUAAUUCAGCUACCAUGAAAUUAGAGGUGUAUGAUAAAAAUGACAAAUUGAUCUGCAAGCCUGACCAGGGUGAUCGCUUGUUGGGAUCUUAUCCGAUCGACGAUGGAAUGAGAGUUCACGUGAUAGAUAAAUGCAUUCGACCUGACGAUGAAACUGCACAAGUGGAUAAAUUCGAACUGUCUGAAUCUGAGUACGCCAAACGAUCCGAUACAGUCAAGGCAUUCCUCGAGAGAAAUAAGUUGGGUAAAUAUAAUGAGGAGGAAACUAAAAGAAGGGAAGAGGAGAAGCGUCGAGAAGAAGAGGCAGAUGAAGCCGCUGCCAAAGCUUGCAAGGUCGGUGAUCGCUGCGAAACUCAAGUACCAAAUCAACCAAGACGUAGAGGAACGGUCAUGUAUGUUGGUAAAACCGAAUUUAAGUCUGGUUGGUGGAUUGGUGUCAAAUACGACGAACCACUGGGAAAAAAUGACGGAUCCGUCCAAGGAAAAAGGUAUUUCGACUGCCUGCCGAAUUACGGUGGUUUUUUGAAGCCUGCGCAUAUCAAGGUUGGAGACUAUCCAGAGGAAGAUUUCAACUUGGACGAGGAACUUUAAAACAUUAAAUCUAAUCGUACUCAACAGUUGUGAAAAUGCAAGCUUUAUUUACAAUCAAUUCGUAAAUCGUCUAACGAUACAACUUAUCUUUAAAUUAUUAUUGUAUAAACACACCGUUGCUUAAUGUUGAUGUAUUCACUAAUAUUUUCUUCGCUUAAUGAUGUCAGGCCUCCAAUUAAUCGGAUGACUUUCUUCGGACUGUAAAGAAUCAUUCAUACGUUUAAUUAGUCACGAAAUGAUUAUUAUCGAUUACAAUAAUCAACGGUGAAACGAAACGGAAAUUCCAGACGUAGAUUAUAGUCAUACUAUUUGGUCGUUGCAUACAAAUAUAUUUAAGUUUUGUUUUACAAAAAAAUAAAAAAAAUUGUGAAUAGGAAACAAUCAUGAUAAAUAAAUUCAUGCAAAAUUUCAUAUAAAACACUAAACGCACCGCUGUGUCGUCUUCCUUGUAGACUUUUAUCGUUUUGUCGGCUUCAGUAGUUAUCAUGCGCGUCCCAGACAUGUCGAAUGUAAUACUAAAAACGCCCGCUUCGCUAUCCAUUGAACCAGGUUGAACUGGGGCUUGAAGUCUUUGGAAGUUGUAGCUACAAAAAUAAAUCGUAUGCUAGAAUUA
Messenger RNA from Diprion similis, 1502 nucleotides. RefSeq names its product tubulin-folding cofactor B (gene TBCB). Gene Ontology annotation, molecular function: alpha-tubulin binding; microtubule plus-end binding. Gene Ontology annotation, biological process: tubulin complex assembly; post-chaperonin tubulin folding pathway; cytoplasmic microtubule organization. The transcript is spliced from 6 exons. Gene Ontology annotation, cellular component: nucleus; cytoplasm; microtubule plus-end. Lineage: Eukaryota; Metazoa; Arthropoda; Insecta; Hymenoptera; Diprionidae. The coding region runs from base 155 to 889 and encodes 244 amino acids. The record is from RefSeq and is a predicted model, not a curated record.